AUGUCGUCCACAACGCACGAGGAGGAAGACCUGGACCACGACCAGGAGAUCAACGUGGACGCGGAUUCGGACUCGCAUUCGCGGAUGUCGUACAACAGUGGCGGCGGGUCCGAAGAUAUUGACCUGGAUGGCGACGGAAAUGGGAGCUCCUGUUACGACGAGUCGGAUGUUAUUAGCAGCGAUCAUCAUCACCAUCCACACGACCAUCAUCACCACCACAACGCCCGCUCCGAGCAUCAAAUAACGACCUCGUCCUCACCGACGACACGAUCACCGAACGAAAGUCUGACCUUCAGCAUAUCCCGGCUUCUGUCGAAACCGUACGACAAGGACGGCCACCACCGGACGGAUCACAGCGGGGGCGACCACCUGUCAUCGGAUGGCGACGGCGAUGGCACCAAGUCGGAACAUCACAUCACGGCGAGCAGCGGGCUGCACUACACGGCCGGAGCCCUGUACAGUUAUCCGAUCUAUCCGGGAUCGGCCGCUGCUGCUGCGGCAGCCGCCGCGGGCCAUGUUCUUCGAGUGCCUCCCCAGCGAGGACCAUGCAAUCCGCUGGCCUGGUCCCUUCCACCACUACAUCCAGCCGCUUUGGCCCACCAGGCCGUGAAGGAUCGGCUAGCCGCGUUUCCCAUUGCCCGCCGGAUCGGUCAUCCGUACCAAAACCGAACGCCACCGAAGCGGAAAAAGCCCCGCACCUCGUUCACCCGCAUCCAGGUCGCCGAGCUAGAGAAACGAUUCCACAAGCAAAAGUACCUGGCGUCCGCGGAACGAGCGGCACUAGCGCGAGGCUUGAAGAUGACCGACGCCCAGGUGAAAACGUGGUUUCAGAACCGACGGACCAAGUGGAGACGCCAGACAGCGGAGGAACGGGAAGCGGAACGGCAAGCGGCGAACCGGUUAAUGCUGUCGCUGCAGGCGGAAGCACUGAGCAAGGGCUUCGGACAGCCACCACCGUCGGCAGCGCCCCCAGCGAGUGCACCCGGAGCCCCACUGGCGGCCCUGCACGGGCUGCAACCGUGGGCCGAAGCGCAUACCGCCGGCUGCUGA
Molecule: messenger RNA, 1050 nt
Organism: Sabethes cyaneus
Lineage: Eukaryota; Metazoa; Arthropoda; Insecta; Diptera; Culicidae
Gene: C15
Product: T-cell leukemia homeobox protein 3
Exons: 4
Coding region: 1-1050 (349 amino acids)
Biological process (GO): regulation of transcription by RNA polymerase II; animal organ development
Cellular component (GO): nucleus
Molecular function (GO): DNA-binding transcription factor activity, RNA polymerase II-specific; RNA polymerase II cis-regulatory region sequence-specific DNA binding
Source: RefSeq, a predicted model, not a curated record